AUUAACUGUUACAAGUUGAUGGCAGUUUCAAUAACAAGGAGCCCCUGGUGAGAAGGAUAGCACUCUAACAUGCAGAGUUCUACCAAUUCUGAUACCUGUGCAGAAAAACCGAAUUCUUCCCACCAAAGCACAGGAGCUGUACAAAUGAGGAUCAAAAAUGCCAACAGCCACCAUGACAGACUGAGCCAAAGUAAAUCCAUGAUCCUUACCGAUAUUGGGAAGGUCACUGAACCUAUCUCUCGGCACAGGAGAAAUCAUUCCCAGCAUGUCUUGAAGGACAUCAUUACCCCUCUGGAACACUUGAUGGUUGAAAAGGAAGGAUAUCUCCAAAAAGCUAAAAUUGCAGAUGGAGGGAAGAAACUAAGGAAAAACUGGUCUACUUCCUGGAUUGUCCUUUCUAAUCGGAAAAUAGAAUUCUACAAAGAAUGUAAGCAACAAGCUCUUUCUAAUCUGAAAACUGGGCAGAAACCAGAAUGUUUGGAUUUAUGUGGAGCACAUAUUGAAUGGACAAAAGAAAAAUCAAGCAGAAAAAAUGUCUUUCAGAUCACAACAGUAUCAGGAAAUGAGUUCCUUCUUCAGUCAGAUAUCGACUUCAUCAUAUUGGAUUGGUUCCAUGCAAUCAAAAAUGCAAUUGACAGAUUGCCAAAGGAUCAAAGCUGUACAUCAAGAAAUUUGGAGCUGUUCAAAAUCCAGAGAUCCUCUAGUACAGAAUUGCUGGAUCAUUUUGACAGAGAAAUAAAAGAACAAAAACCCGAACACAGAAAAUCUUUAAUAUUCAGACUACAGCACAGUGUUUCUGAUACAAGUGACAAAAGCAGAGUCAAAAGCAGAUUAAAGAAAUUCAUUAACCGAAGACCUUCCCUGAAAACUCUUCAAGAAAAAGGACUUAUUAAAGAUCAAAUUUUUGGCUCUCAUCUACACAAGGUGUGUGAACGUGAAAAUUCCACAGUACCUCGGUUUGUAAAGCAAUGCAUUGAGGCUGUUGAAAAAAGAGGUCUGGAUGUUGAUGGAAUAUAUCGAGUUAGUGGCAAUCUGGCAACAAUACAGAAGCUACGAUUUAUUGUCAAUCAAGAAGAGAAGCUGAAUUUGGACGACAGCCAGUGGGAGGACAUCCACGUUGUCACCGGAGCACUGAAGAUGUUUUUCCGGGAGCUGCCUGAGCCGCUGUUCCCAUACUGCUUCUUUGAACAGUUUGUGGAGGCAAUAAAAAAACAAGACAACAACAUGAGAAUUGAAGCAAUAAAGGCUCUGGUACAAAAGCUUCCUCCACCAAAUCGUGACACAAUGAAAAUCCUGUUUGGACAUUUAACUAAGAUAGUAGCCAAAGCCUCAAAGAAUCUCAUGUCCACUCAAAGUUUAGGAAUUGUAUUUGGGCCCACACUUCUGCGGGCUGAAAAUGAGACUGGGAAUAUGGCAGUCCACAUGGUGUACCAAAACCAAAUAGCAGAACUCAUGCUAAGUGAGUACAAUAAGAUCUUCAGCUCUAAGGAAGACUGACAGACAAGGCACAUUAUUGAAAAUGUUCACAUCUGUCUUGAUGCCUAAUAUUUUUACAUUUCUGUAAACAUAUUUCUGAAAUAUUUUUUUCUUUCAAGUGACAGAUGCCUCGUUUUGUGAAAACUUAAUGAUGAUUUCAUGUUUAAGUUCCAAACAUUAGAAUAAAAUAAUUGACAAUAUUUGCCUAUAUGUGUUCAACAUUAACCCCUUCAAUGCUUUGCCACCCAGCACUUCUAGGACCAUGGUGUGGAUGUCUAAAGAUUUUCAGAAAUGUCGGGAAUAUAACUUAUAUUCUCAAGUUACAUGUAACACUGAUUCUAGAUUCUAUAUGUGUGUUAGUCUAUGUUUGUGCACCCUCAUGGGUAUAUGUAUAAUUAUAGUUGUACCCAGUUAGUCAAAAUGUGAUAAAGAGGCAGGGUUUAAUACAUUGUAUAAGGAAUAAGAGAGACCCAGGUCUAAAGCUAAAAUAAGCAUGUUUCUUUAAAAUUUUUUUUUGCUUGUGGACAGUGUAGCUAUUCUCUGAGUUAUACAAUGAAAGUUUAUUUUUAAAAAAAAAAUGUUGAACGUUGGGUUUUUUCCAAAGAAAAAUGACAGCUCAAAGCAUUUUCUAUUGAAUACAUUUUUAAAUGCUAUUUCUCAUCCCCUAAACACCUCAUCCUAUAAAUUAGAAACAAAAUUAGAGCCUGACUAUUUUGUUCUUAAUAUCAUACAAGGAUUGCAUGGCUGCUCAUUUUUAAUGUUAACAUCCAUUUUGAUUCUUCAUCAGACUCUACAUCUUCCUCUUCCCUGGCUCUGUCAUGUUCUGUAGAAUUUUUAUUAUACUCCUGAGGAUGCUUUAUUGGUGAAUUACAUUAAAUUCAUCUAGAAAGAACUUUUAAAAAAAAAGCUUUUUCAUAUACCCUUAGGAUUUCUUGGCUAGACUUGAAUCAGUUUAUGCAUUUGAUGGUUAGUUUCAGUUGUCAUGGGUAAACAAAAGGGUAACUGUCUAGAAUAUAUCAAAUAUUGUUUUAUUUUGAAAAGUAUGUUUCUAGCUAUACAUAUCCCAUACCCUGUUUUGUGAAAGUAUU
This is a messenger RNA of Trichosurus vulpecula (common brushtail), 2564 nucleotides long. It is a transcript of the gene ARHGAP15, whose product is annotated as Rho GTPase activating protein 15. NCBI's taxonomy places the organism in Eukaryota, Metazoa, Chordata, Mammalia, Diprotodontia, Phalangeridae. The record is from RefSeq and is a predicted model, not a curated record. Bases 70 to 1497 code for a protein of 475 amino acids. Gene Ontology annotation, cellular component: cytoplasm. Gene Ontology annotation, biological process: signal transduction; regulation of GTPase activity. The transcript has 14 exons.